Messenger RNA from Colletotrichum chrysophilum, 402 nucleotides. RefSeq lists its product as uncharacterized. The record is from RefSeq and is a predicted model, not a curated record. The transcript has a single exon. The annotation marks the transcript as partial. Lineage: Eukaryota; Fungi; Ascomycota; Sordariomycetes; Glomerellales; Glomerellaceae.
UCUGACUGCGCGUCAACUGAUGCUCCGCCACGCAAGACGGAGCAGGAGAUAAUUCGGUCUCUCCUGUUCACCGAUGACGAGCAGUUUGAGGCUUUGUCGCCCGAGACUCAGCAGAAGGUCUUGGACAUGUUUGCUUCCUUGUCUCUCCUUAAGCAAAUGCGGGACAGCCUAGAAGGACAGCGACGCGCAAAGCAAGCCGAAGCCCACGCAAAGCAAGCCGAAGCCCACGCAAUGCAAGCCGAAGCCAACGCAAGUCAGGUUGAAGCUGACUGGUUAGCCGGGGCCAUACAUGUAUGCGAGGAGGCCGAACGGCAGGCCGAUGAGGAGGGCAUCGAAUUCCUUCACAGUGUAUCGUUGAUUGACGAUGAUGUUUACCUCUCCAUGUGGAGAGACAGUUACUGA